AUGCCAGCCAUCCUGGUAGCCUCCAAAAUGAAGUCCGGACUCCCGAAACCUGUCCACAGCGCGACUCCCAUCGUCCACGUCCCAACGGCGAGGGCCCUCCCGCAGCCCUGUUACCUGAAGUUCGGGAGCAAGGUGGAGGUGAACAAGCCAUCCUAUUCCAGCCAGAUCCCCCUCAAGUCGUCCGCUGGCCAUGAGAAUGCCGGGGAUGGGUUCCCUCCCAAGAAGAGCAGCUCUCUAGAAAAUGGCUUUGACACACAGAUUUAUACAGAUUGGGCCAAUCACUACCUGGCAAAAUCUGGCCAUAAGCGUUUGAUAAAGGACCUACAGCAAGAUGUGACUGAUGGAGUUUUACUGGCUGAAAUCAUCCAGGUUGUAGCAAAUGAGAAGAUUGAAGACAUCAAUGGCUGCCCAAAGAAUAAAUCUCAAAUGAUUGAAAACAUAGAUGCGUGCCUGAGUUUUUUGGCUGCCAAAGGAAUAAAUAUACAGGGACUGUCAGCAGAAGAAAUCAGGAAUGGGAAUUUAAAGGCCAUCUUAGGCCUUUUCUUUAGCCUAUCGCGAUACAAGCAGCAGCAACAGCAACCCCCCAAGCCGCAGUCACAGCAACACCCAUCCCAGCCACCUCCCACGUCACCCCAGCAAGUAGGGCCUCUAUCCCAGUGCCAGGUCGGAUUGCAGGAGCAGCCACUACAGCCACCCCAUCAGGUGCCGGAUUCACCCCAGAUGCAGUGCCAACAAGCCCAGCAAAUUCCUCUUCUUCACUUGAAAGCACAACCAGAAAUGCAGUCCAGUGCAUCACCCAGGGACUCAUCUCAAAGCAAAAUCAUCCGAUUCACUCUCGGUCAGAAAAAGACUUCUAGACUUCCGGGUCCGACCACGAGGGUUUCAGCUGCAGGCAGCGAGGCAAAAACUCGUGGUUCAGUUAGUGCCAACAACCGGCGCAGCCAGAGCUUUAACAACUAUGACAAAUCCAAACCCGCAAGCUCACCGUCCCUUCCAUCAAAUAGCAGCGAGAAAGAGGCAGCAGACAAUUUAGCCUCCCCAUCCACAGGGAUGAAUGAAAAUGCACCACCUUCAGUUCAAAGCAGCAGUAGCAGCAGUGCUGCCAGUUGCAAUAACUCCUCCGCCAUUCCCCAGCCCAACACUGCUGUCAAACCCUGGCGUAGUAAGUCCCUUAGUGCUAAGCACACAGCCACGUCUUCCACACUGUCAGUAAAGCAGCCAAUUCAAGAGUCUCCAAAAACCCCUCCAGAGAUGGUGAAAACAACUCCCAAUGGCCAGAAAUCCAUGCUCGAGAAACUGAAACUUUUUAACACAAAAGGUGUCUCCAAAGCAGGAGGGUCAUCCCUUGAAUGUCCAGGGUCUCGGGACCCUAGUUGUGAAAGACUCGAGACCCUUCCUAGCUUUGAGGAAAGCGAAGAGAUGGAUGCUGCAAAUCGGAAUGUGAACAACCCAGGGCCACCAUCGAAUAGUCCCAAAAUUGCACUGAAGGGAAUUGCACAAAGAACAUUUAGCCGGGCGCUGACCAAUAAGAAGAGUUCCCCAAAGGGCAGUGAGAAAGAAAAAGAGAAACAGAAGGAGAAAGAAAAGGAAAAAAGCAAAGACGCUGCCAAGAGAACAUCGGUAACGGAAAAAACAGAGGUCAAAGAGGAGCCGAAAGAGGAGCAGACCCCACCAGCCGUGACAGAGAUGCCAAAAAAGUCCUCCAAGAUUGCAAGCUUUAUCCCUAAAGGCGGGAAGCUGAAUAGUGCCAAGAAGGAGGCCGCUGCCCCUUCACAAAGUGGAAUACCAAAACCAGGAAUGAAAAACACCACAGGGAAAUCCUCAAGUGCCCCCAGUUGUCCUGCUAAGGAAGGUGAGAGAAGCCGCAGCGGGAAGCCUGCUGCAGGCCCUUCUCAUCAGAAGUCCCAGCUAGACGGUCGGAAUUCCAGUUCUACGUCAAGUUUGGCCUCCUCUGAGGGGAAAGGGGCGGCAGGGGCGCCCGCUCUGACUACCAGCAGCAGCAUCCAGGCUGUAAGUGGGCCAGCAAGUACCACACAGACCACAGGAAGCAAUACUGUGAGUGUGCAGCUACCUCAUCCACAACAGCAAUACAGCCACCCAAACACUGCCACAGUAGCACCGUUCAUGUACAGAUCACAGACAGACAAUGAAGGAAAUGUAGCAGCCGAGCCCAGCCCUGGAGGGGGGAGCGUGAGCAUGGAUUCUGCUCUGUACACAAAAACUGGACAGCCUGCUCUAGAAGAUCUUUCAGGGGAAGAUCCAGAAACCCGCCGGCUGCGAACUGUCAAGAAUAUAGCUGAUCUCCGGCAAAACCUAGAGGAAACCAUGUCUAGCUUACGGGGAACCCAGGUCUCUCACAGCACCUUGGAGACUACCUUUGACACCAACGUCACCACUGAAAUAAGUGGCCGCAGUAUCCUCAGCUUGACCGGAAGGCCGACGCCCUUAUCUUGGAGACUUGGGCAGUCCAGUCCCCGCCUUCAAGCAGGUGAUGCUCCAUCAGUGGGUAAUGGAUAUCCCCCAAGAGCCAAUGCCAGCCGGUUCAUCAAUACAGAAUCAGGACGAUACAUGUACUCAGCUCCUUUGAGAAGACAGCUGGCAUCGCGGGGUAGUAAUGUUUGUCAUGUGGACAUCUCAGACAAAGGAGGGGAUGAAAUGGACUUAGAAGGCAUCACCAUGGAUGCUACAGGCUAUAUGAGCGAUGGAGAUGUUCUGGGCAAGAACAUAAGGACUGAUGACAUAACAAGUGGGUACAUGACUGAUGGUGGGCUGGGCCUUUACACUAGAAGAUUAAAUAGACUUCCUGAUGGAAUGGCUGUUGUACGGGAAACUCUGCAACGCAACACCUCACUUGGCCUGGGGGACGCUGACAGCUGGGAUGACAGCAGUUCUGUCAGCAGUGGGAUCAGUGACACCAUAGAUAACCUCAGCACUGAUGACAUUAACACCAGCUCCUCUAUCAGUUCUUACGCGAACACGCCUGCAUCAUCUCGUAAGAAUCUGGAUUCCCAGACUGAUGCUGAAAAGCAUUCCCAGGUGGAGUGGAAUUCCUUGUGGUCUGGUGAUGAAAUCAAGAAAUCGGAUGGGGGCUCAGACAGCGGCGUAAAAAUGGAGCCUGGAUCUAAAUGGAGACGGAAUCCCUCUGAUGUGUCUGAUGAGUCUGAUAAAAGCACUUCUGGGAGGAAGAAUACAGUCAUUUCCCAGACAGGCUCCUGGAGACGGGGCAUGUCGGCUCAAGUUGGCAUUACCACACCGAGGACAAAAACAUCAACCACCUCAGGAACUUUGAAGACACCUGGAACAGGGAAAACUGAUGAUGCCAAGGUAUCAGAAAAGGGGAGAGUUUCUCCCAAAUCUGGACAUGUGAAACGUUCUCCAUCAGAUGCAGGACGUAGCAGUGGUGACGAAUCAAAAAAACCUCCCGCAAACAACUCUAGAACAGCUGCUGCCAAUACAAACACGUUUGGAUUUAAAAAACAGAGUGGGUCAACUGUUGGGAUGACUAUGAUCACAGCAAGUGGUGCAACGAUCACAAGUAGAUCUGCUACUCUGGGCAAAAUCCCCAAGUCAUCUGGACUUAUAGGAAGGUCCACUGGCCGGAAGACUAGUGUUGAUGGCUCACAGAAUCAGGACGACGGUUACUUAGCCCUUAGUACCCGGACCAAUCUUCAGUACCGAAGCUUACCGAGGCCCAGCAAAUCCAGCAGCAGAAGUGGAGCCGGUAAUAGAUCGAGCACGAGCAGCAUAGACUCUAACAUAAGCAGCAAGUCCGCAGGAUUGCCUGUUCCCAAAAUGAGAGAGCCGGCUAAAGUUGCCCUCGGAAAUUCUCUGCCAGGCUUAGCCAACCAGACAGAUAAGGAGAAAGGAAUCUCAUCGGACAACGAAAGUGUGGUCUCUUGUAACUCCGUUAAAGUCAACCCCGCAUCUCAGGCAGCUUCCGGUGCAUCCCAGAGUGCUCACCAGCAAGGAGUCAAGUACCCAGAUGUGGCCUCCCCAACACUGCGAAGACUUUUUGGUGGAAAGCCAAGUAAACAAGCUCCCAUCACAACAGCAGAGAGCAUGAAAAAUUCCGUGGUCAUCUCCAACCCACAUGCGACCAUGAAUCAGCAGGGGAACCCAGAUUCUCCUUCGGGCAGUGGCAUUCUGAGCAGUGGCAGUAGUAGUCCCCUUUACAGCAAAAACACAGACAUGAACCAGUCUCCGUUAGCGUCCAGUCCCAGUUCAGCUCAUUCGGCUCCUUCCAACAGCUUAACCUGGGGCACUAAUGCCAGUAGCUCUUCUGCCAUUAGCAAGGAUGGCAUGGGAUACCAGUCUGUCAGCAGCCUGCACACCAGUUGUGAAUCCAUUGAUAUCUCUCUCAGCAGUGGAGGAGGGCUCAGCCAUAACUCUUCCAGUGGCCUGAUGGCGGCUUCUAAGGACGACGCCUUGACUCCCUUUGUUAGAACCAACAGUGUUAAGACAACAUUGUCAGAAAGCCCUCUCUCUUCCCCUGCUGCUAGCCCCAAAUUCUGCCGAAAUACUUUACCCAGGAGGCAGGACAGCGACCCUCACCUUGAUAGGAACACUUUGCCUAAGAAAGGACUCAGGUAUGCUCCAUCAGCACAACUUCGUAAUCAAGAGGAGGCCAAAGAAUGGCUGCGUUCACACUCAGCAGGAGGUCUUCAGGACACUGUUGCCAAUUCUCCAUUUUCUUCGGGUUCCAGCAUAACAUCACCUUCUGGGACUAGAUUUAACUUCUCGCAACUCGCAAGCCCUACCACCGCAGCCCAGAUGAGCCUGUCAAAUCCAACCAUGCUACGGACACACAGUCUUUCUAACGCGGACGGCCCCUAUGACCCUUAUAGUGACACCCGGUUCCGGAACAGCUCUGUGUCUCUGGACGAAAAGAACAGAUCAAUGAGCCGCUCUGGAUCAUUCCGGGACGGCUUUGAAGAGGUGCACGGCUCCUCUCUCUCUCUGGUUUCCAGCACAUCCUCUAUUUAUUCAACGCCUGAAGAAAAGUGUCAGUCAGAGAUUCGCAAGCUAAGGAGGGAGUUGGAUGCAUCUCAGGAGAAAGUCUCAGCUCUGACGACACAGUUGACUGCCAAUGCUCACCUUGUGGCGGCGUUUGAGCAGAGCUUGGGAAACAUGACCAUUCGACUGCAAAGCCUAACUAUGACAGCCGAGCAGAAGGACUCGGAACUGAACGAGUUAAGAAAAACCAUCGAGCUACUGAAGAAACAAAACGCUGCUGCUCAGGCUGCCAUUAAUGGAGUAAUUAACACACCUGAGCUCACCUGCAAAGGAAGCGGGACUGCGCAAACCACUGAUCUGCGGAUCCGGAGACAGCAUUCUUCAGACAGUGUGUCUAGCAUUAACAGCGCUACCAGCCACUCCAGCGUGGGAAGCAACAUAGAAUGCGACUCCAAGAAAAAGAAAAGAAAAAACUGGUUGCGCAGCUCCUUCAAGCAAGCUUUUGGUAAAAAGAAGUCCCCCAAGUCAGCAUCUUCUCAUUCAGAUAUUGAGGAGAUGACGGAUUGUUCACUGCCUUCGUCGCCAAAACUGCCUCACAACGGCUCCAUUAUGUGCACGCCGUUACUGAGAACCUCUCAUUCCAAUUCCCUGAUUUCAGAAUGCACAGAUAGCGAAGCAGAAACCGUCAUGCAGUUGCGAAACGAGCUAAGAGACAAAGAGAUGAAGCUGACUGAUAUCCGUCUGGAGGCCCUGAGCUCCGCCCACCAACUCGACCAGCUUCGGGAGGCCAUGAACAGGAUGCAGAGUGAGAUUGAGAAACUAAAAGCGGAAAAUGACCGGCUCAAAUCUGAAAACCAGGGCAGCUGCAGCAGGGCUCAGUCUCAGGUGUCCAUUUCGUCCUCUCCAAGGCAGUCGAUGGGCCUCUCACAGCACAGCCUAAACCUCACAGAGUCAGCUAGUCUUGACAUGCUGUUAGAUGACCCCGGUGAUAGUUCUUCUCGGAAAGAAGGAGGCAGACAUGUUAAAAUAGUCAUCAGCUUUCAGGAUGAAGUGAAAUGGAAAGAGGAUUCUAGGCCUCGUCUCUUCCUCAUUGGCUGUAUUGGAGUCAGUGGAAAGACCAAAUGGGAUGUGCUGGAUGGUGUUGUUCGAAGGCUGUUCAAGGAAUACAUAAUUCAUGUAGAUCCUGUGAGUCAGCUAGGGUUAAAUUCAGACAGCGUCGUGGGGUACAGCAUCGGAGAAAUCAUACGCACCAAUAGCGCAGAGACACCUGAACUGCUUCCUUGUGGCUAUCUGGUUGGAGAAAACAAUACCAUCUCAGUCACUAUCAAAGGCAUUGCAGAGACCAGUUUGGACAGUCUGGUGUUUGAGUCUCUCAUCCCGAAGCCGAUACUGCAGCGCUAUGUGUCGCUCUUGAUGGAGCACAGGAGAAUCAUCUUGUCCGGUCCAAGUGGCACGGGAAAAACGUACUUGGCCAAUCGACUGUCCGAAUACCUGGUGCUCAGAGAGGGCAGAGAGCUGGCCGAUGGUGCUAUUGCAACUUUUAAUGUGGACCAUAAGUCUAGCAAGGAACUUCGCCAGUAUCUUUCCAACCUCGCCGACCAAUGCAACAGUGAGAAUAAUGCUGUGGAGAUGCCCCUUGUUAUCAUACUGGACAACUUGCAUCAUGUUAGCUCCCUGGGAGAGAUCUUCAAUGGGCUGUUGAACUGCAAAUAUCAUAAAUGUCCUUACAUUAUAGGAACAAUGAACCAGGCAACUUCCUCAACACCUAAUCUUCAGCUACACCACAACUUCAGAUGGGUGCUAUGUGCCAACCAUACUGAGCCAGUAAAGGGUUUUCUUGGCCGUUUCUUGAGAAGAAAACUUGUUGAAACCGAAAUUGGUGGCAGAAUGAGAAAUGCAGAACUGGUUAAAAUCAUAGACUGGAUUCCCAAAGUCUGGCAACAUCUCAACAAGUUCUUAGAGGCUCACAGUUCUUCAGAUGUUACUAUUGGUCCACGACUCUUCCUCUCUUGCCCAAUAGAUGUAGAUGGUUCUAGAGUUUGGUUUACAGACCUGUGGAACUACUCCAUCGUUCCCUAUCUUCUUGAGGCUGUCAGAGAAGGACUACAGUUGUAUGGAAGGAGAGCGCCUUGGGAGGACCCUGCAAAAUGGGUAAUGGACACUUAUCCCUGGGCAGCCACCCCACAGCACCAUGAAUGGCCUCCCUUGCUGCAACUGCGGCCAGAAGACGUUGGAUUUGAUGGGUACUCCAUGCCACGGGAAGGUUCAACCAGCAAGCAAGUUCCGCCCAGUGAUGCUGAAGGAGAUCCUCUGAUGAACAUGCUGAUGAGAUUGCAAGAGGCAGCCAACUACUCGAGUCCCCAGAGCUACGACAGCGACUCCAACAGCAACAGCCAUCACGACGACAUCCUUGACUCGUCCCUGGAAUCCACAUUGUGAUGCAAACCCUGCGAAAACGGUGGCUUCCUGCCUUGCUUAGAAAAC
Messenger RNA from Euleptes europaea (tarantolino), 7437 nucleotides. RefSeq names its product neuron navigator 2 (gene NAV2). The coding region runs from base 1 to 7392 and encodes 2463 amino acids. Gene Ontology annotation, biological process: neurogenesis; nervous system development. The transcript has 38 exons. NCBI's taxonomy places the organism in Eukaryota, Metazoa, Chordata, Lepidosauria, Squamata, Sphaerodactylidae. Gene Ontology annotation, molecular function: ATP hydrolysis activity; protein binding; ATP binding. The record is from RefSeq and is a predicted model, not a curated record.